Molecule: messenger RNA, 1341 nt
Organism: Dalotia coriaria
Lineage: Eukaryota; Metazoa; Arthropoda; Insecta; Coleoptera; Staphylinidae
Product: protein disulfide-isomerase A6-like
Exons: 2
Coding region: 299-1288 (329 amino acids)
Source: RefSeq, a predicted model, not a curated record
AAAAAUAGAAUAAAAUACAGGAAAUAAAACUGUUUUACACAACUCAAAUUGAGUUACCAUUGGAAAACAAUAAAUAAACAACAACCUUGUUUAUAUAAAUGAAACGAGCCUAGUAUUUAUCUGUGGGAAUGAAGCAUCCCUCUACGGCGACACACCCUACGUUGACGAACUUCAUCCUAAUGACCUGUACGAACUGGUGCGCGAUCAGACCGAAGGACUUUGGAUCGUUCAGUUUUACCACACCAACGACCCAACUUCAGAGGACUACGUUUCGAAUUACUCCAUUGCUGCCAAAUCAAUGAGCGGAUAUGUUAGAUCAGCCGCAAUAAAUAUAGAAAAACACCCUCUGAUUCAAUUGGUGAUGAAAAUCACCCAAACACCAACGUAUGUUUUCUACGGAUACUACAAACACAUGCCUGAAUCUAAAAUCACUUUACUGGUCGUUGAUGAUCUUCACGAGGAGACCUCUAAGCAAUUGGUGCGCGUAUUUGAAGAACGCAGCGUGUAUCGUUUCAUCCACAACAAAAACAAUAUGGAAAUGGGUACUGCUGACUUAGAUUUAAACAUGAUGGCAUCAAAAAUACCAUGGUUAGUUGUUUUCUAUAAAAGAGAUCACCCACGAACACCACGCAUAGCUAAGAUUUGGGAGGAACUUGUAAGUAUGUUCCAUGAGAGGAUACAAUUUGGUAGUGUGAACAACCCGUUAUAUAAUGCCUUAUCAAUUGAUGAUGGCGAGUACCCGCUGGUUAAAUUUUAUCCGAAAGGUAACAAAGAAGAAAAGAACGCCGAAAACAUUACUGAAGACCUUUCCCUUGAACAUCUGACUAAAUACCUGGAUGAUAAGAUUAUGUCUACCAGGAUCAGACCACAACGCAUUGUAGAUAUACACUCUGUGGAACCUUGCCUGAAGAAGAAAUUUUGCAUUUUUGUUUUCCUACCCAAUGCAGUAGAAUAUCAAGGAAAUAGUUUGGCGGUGCUGUCAGAAGAGUGCAGCAAACAUGGUAGACGUGCAUGGGGCUGGUUCUGGACCUACUAUUAUGAACAACCUGACAUUGAAAGUGUUUUCAGCGUUUCAAAGCAAUCUGGAGUUUAUGGAACGGUCGCAGUGCUCAACGUCCAUGCUGCUAUGUACAUGAAAAUAUCAUUAGUGGAAGAAUUGAAUGCUAAGGUUUUAAAUGACAUCGUAGAAGCUAUCAAAGAUGACGCCGGGUUUACUUAUCAUGUUACAUCUAAAAAGAUUCCAGAGGUAAAAGUAAUCAACACUGAUGCUAAACGAGAUGAACUCUAAAAAAUGUACUUGUUGAUAAUUAAAUAAAGAAGUUGUGCGGUGAUUUUAUACAA